AUCUUUAAAUUAUUUAGAAACCGUUAAUUCAAAUACAUAUGCUUUGAAAACUUUAAAAAUUCUAAUGUGUUUGCCAUUAUUACCCAGUGCAGAAAUUGAACAAGGUUUUCUACUGACUAAAGCAUAUGCUAUCCACCACAACGUUCCAUUAACUAACCUGUUUGAAUAUUACCACAAUUACUGGAUACGACGAGUCGGAGUUAACAUCUUAUCCGUAAAUGGUGUCUCAAGAAGGACAAAUAACAACUUGGAGAGCUUUCAUAACUUUUUGAGACACAAGUUUUCCAUUGCACAUCCAAAUUUAUGGGUCUUUCUUGGUCAAAUAUGUGAGUUGAGCCAAAAGUACCACACUACAGUUACUCAAAUUUCCAAUGGYCUGCAACCAACAAGKAACCUUAAAACUAAGUACCUUCUUAACUCAAGGUUGAUAAAAAGGGCUGUUGAACAUCACGAAUCAGGUCUAUUAAGUGUAUGGCAAUUUCUAGUGAAAUGUUCAUACUCAUGUGCUGGCUAUGAAAGAAGGCAAAGACAUUGGGCACUAGGUAUUGAACAUGAUCAUGAGUCAAAUGAUGAUGUUUUGGAAGAUGACUUUGUUGAACCAGUUCCAGAAGUACCACAAAAUGCACCAGAAGUAGUACACAAUCCAAGGAAUUGUAUGGUUUGUUUAACUACUACUCCUGGUGAAAAUGUAGCUCAACAUAUAGUGUUGCCUUGUGGUCACGCCUGGGUGUGCGAAACUUGCGUUUCAGUGUUGGAUGGACAAUAUCAAAGAACGUGCCCAGUCUGUCGAGGAGAUGUACUUCGUUUCCAAAGAAUGUUUUUGUCAUAAAUAACAAUGUAAAUUAAAAUUUGAUAUUAUAU
This is a messenger RNA of Diuraphis noxia (Russian wheat aphid), 861 nucleotides long. RefSeq lists its product as uncharacterized. Lineage: Eukaryota; Metazoa; Arthropoda; Insecta; Hemiptera; Aphididae. The record is from RefSeq and is a predicted model, not a curated record.